Tilletiopsis washingtonensis is the source of this 887-nucleotide messenger RNA. RefSeq lists its product as hypothetical. The record is from RefSeq and is a predicted model, not a curated record. Bases 12 to 824 code for a protein of 270 amino acids. The transcript is spliced from 5 exons. Lineage: Eukaryota; Fungi; Basidiomycota; Exobasidiomycetes; Entylomatales.
UAGCAGCAAGCAUGGCGCCUCAGACUCGCAGUCAGAAGCCAGGAACCAGCACGAGCGAGGGCAAGAAGGUCGCAGCGCGCGGCGCCAAGCGCAAGGAGGCCGAGGUCGAGGUGGGGAAGGCCGAGAGCUCGGCGCGUGGCGCGCGGCAGAGCGACAGGAAGCCCGCCGUCAAGGCGGCUGGAGCAGCGUCUGCGUCCAAGGGCAAGCAGGCAGCGCCCAAGGGCAAGAGCAAGGCAAAGAGCAAGGGCACGCCGAUGGCCUCCUUCCCCUACGAGCUCGACUGGAAGCGCAUCGACGCACGCAAGCAUCCCUUCCUCUACCGUCCGGGCCGGGGCGAGCAGGGCGUCUUUGCUGUGCAGCCAUACAAGGCGGAGUUGUUGCCGCUUUGGGCUUUCAAAGACCCCGCCACUGCUACGCGCAGCUCGCAGGACCUCGAGGCGGCGUUUGAGCGCUAUCUCGACGCUGAAGACUUCGUUGGCGCCGACAUGUGCCGCAAGUUCAUCCAGAUGGGCUUCACACGCGCACGACGAUACGCCAACCACGCCGGCGGACGCAAGUACGUCGUGCCGGGCGGCAAGGAGCAGCUGCCACGCGGUGCCGAGGACCCCGUCAAGGCCGAGGCAGCAAGCAUCUUCAGCGAGGUGCUGGCACGAGUCAAGGCCGACGAGCGAUACACUCGACUGCUGCAAGAGUUCAGCGAGCGCUGGGCAGACCACACUGUCCCGGCGCCCGACGAGCUCGAGGGCCUGGGCCUGCUGGAGCCCAAGCCCGACGCGGACAGCGGCGGCGACGACCACGACGAUGAUGGCGCCUCAGACGAUUGAACACGAGCUCUGUCUGAUUAGCCCAAGGAAGAAUGUGUGCGUGACAUGCAUGUGUGCAACCAU